GGAAAUUCUAGAAAUAUUUCAAAAUACAUAGAAGUUUUGCGUCAGUUACGCUCGCUAACUAAAUUUGUUUCAUCGAAAAACAGCAAAAACGUGUGUAAAUUAAUUUUUGGCACAAGCGAAUUCAACUUUAACAAUCAACUGCGAAUUUCAUCACAACAAGAAAAUGUUGCUGCGACUUGCAUUGUCGAAAGCUCCAUCGAGCUGCCAAUUGCUGGCCAAAUCCUCGAAACUGAAUCUUAGUUUAGUUCGCAACUAUGCACGGGGUCCAGUGCGCCCCCCACGCAAUCCCGUAAUUGUGGAGCGGGCUCCAGUACGCAGUCAACCGACGCUCAAGGAGAAGCUAAUGGGCCCACCAAGUGCCAAUGCUUUUUCAUUGGGCAAGGGAGCAGCUGCGGGAGCCGCUGCUGUCGGCCUGGGCGCCCUUUGCUACUACGGCAUCGGCAUGGGCAAGCACACAAGCAUUGCGGACAACGCCAUAAUGUGGCCGCAAUAUGUGAAGGAGCGCAUACAAUCGACAUACGCUUUCUUUGGUGGCUCCUGCUUGCUAACUGCAGCCUCUGCUGCUGCAGUCUUCCGCUCGCCUCGUCUCCUCUCACUGGCCUCGCGCGGUGGCUUUGUGUGGACACUAGCUUCGUUUGCUUUGGUCAUUGGCAGUGGAGCUGUCACACGCUCCAUUCAGUAUGAGAAGGGGUUGGGGCCAAAGCACUUGGCCUGGGCCGUGCAUUGCGCUCUAUUGGGUGCUAUGAUAGCCCCAUUAUGUUUCCUCGGUGGACCGAUACUAACGCGCGCAGCUCUCUACACGGGCGGCAUUGCCGGUGGCUUGUCGACGAUCGCAACUUGUGCACCGAAUGAUAAAUUCUUGUAUAUGGGUGGUCCAUUGGCCAUUGGCUUGGGCCUUGUCUUCGCCUCAUCCUUGGCAUCAAUGUGGCUGCCGCCAACGACCAUGCUAGGCGCUGGCUUGGCCUCGAUGUCGCUAUACGGCGGACUGAUUCUCUUCAGCGGCUUCCUGCUCUACGAUACGCAGCUGUUGGUGCGCAGGGCUGAGGUGUACCCAGAGUAUGCAUAUGCACCCUUCGAUCCGAUUAAUGCCUCUAUGUCUAUCUAUAUGGAUGUUUUGAAUAUAUUCAUAAGAAUUGCGACCAUCAUGGGACUUAACCAUCGUAAAUAAUUUCAAGCAAAUACAGUUGUGAUAUAAUAAUGAUAUAUAUGUAAACAAAUAAAUAAAGCUUACAGGCUACAAAGCCUAGAAAAAGUAAA
Messenger RNA from Drosophila mojavensis, 1257 nucleotides. RefSeq names its product growth hormone-inducible transmembrane protein. Lineage: Eukaryota; Metazoa; Arthropoda; Insecta; Diptera; Drosophilidae. The record is from RefSeq and is a predicted model, not a curated record. Bases 164 to 1168 code for a protein of 334 amino acids. Gene Ontology annotation, cellular component: mitochondrial inner membrane. The transcript has 6 exons.